AGCACAACAAAAUCAAAGGCUUCACUUGAGAGUGACGGAGGAGAGACACAAAGACGGAGACACUGGUUCCUUAUUUUUAGUCAUUUUCACUUUACUCUGAUUCGAGCCUAAAUCUCAUCUCAUGACGUUAAGUGACAGAGAUCAAGGAGAAAACAUCCGAGUGGAGCUAUGAAUGAGUCGCUGCUGGUGAAUGACUCCUCAUCAAGUCCCGCUCCUGGAGAGGUGCUCUCAUGGUUGCCUGCUGAGUCAGCCGACGGCAACGAAAGCCUGGAGUUCUCCACCGCCGGCUUAGGUUUCCCCGUCAACCCGUGGGACAUCAUGUUGUGCAUGUCGGGCACCGUCAUCGCCUGUGAGAACGCCAUAGUGGUAGCAAUCAUCUUCUACACGCCCACCUUAAGGACUCCCAUGUUCGUGCUGAUAGGGAGCCUGGCCACGGCCGACCUGCUGGCUGGGAUGGGAUUAAUCCUGAACUUUGUGUUCCAGUACGUCAUCUCCUCUGAGACCAUCAGCCUCAUCACUGUGGGCUUUUUAGUGGCCUCCUUCACGGCGUCCAUCAGUAGCCUUUUAGCCAUCACGGUGGACCGCUACUUCUCCCUCUACAACGCGCUGACUUACUUCUCAGAGAAGACGCUGCAGUAUGUACAUUUGAUGCUAGUCGGGACUUGGGGCGUGUCUCUUUUGUUGGGUUUGCUCCCCGUUCUCGGCUGGAAUUGCCUGGACGAGCCGUCCUCCUGCAGCAUCGUGCGCCCUUUGACCCGGAGCAACGUCACGCUGCUGGCCACUUCCUUCUUCGCCAUUUUUGUGCUGAUGCUGACCCUCUACUUCAAAAUCUGCAAGAUCGUCUGCCGCCACGCCCACCAGAUCGCCCUGCAGCAGCACUUUUUCGCCACCUCGCAUUAUGUGGCCACCAAGAAGGGGGUGUCGACUCUAGCCAUCAUCUUGGGGACUUUCGGAGCCAGCUGGCUCCCGUUUGCCAUCUACUGCCUGGUGGGCGAGAGGGGGUAUCCGCCGGUGUACACUUACGCCACGCUGCUGCCGGCGACCUACAACUCCAUGAUCAACCCGAUCAUCUACGCCUACAGAAACGCUGAGAUCCAGCGCUCCAUUUACAUGCUUCUGUGUGGCUGCUUUCAGGGCAGCAGUGCCUACCGGUCCAGGUCCCCCAGUGAGGUCUGAAAAGGUGCUUUUUCUUGAUCCGAGACUGUGAAGAAAAGACUGAGCAAGAAGACAAACUCCUCUUUUGACAAUCUGCUUACUGUGACAGUGAAUGCUUCUUCAACAGACAUGCAUUCUCUACCUGCACUUUAACAUGUCUCCACAAACGUGCAGACAUGCUGUGAACAAGUUGGUUUCAAACCUGUGAAUGUAUUUUAAGAAAAUUAAUGGAAACUUUGCACUUUAUUUCACUUUGUUGUUGUUGUUUUUUAAAUGCCAAAGCAGAUUUGAAUGGUUCUUAAUGUGUUAAAAAAAAUAAUGUGUAUUUUGUGCCAUUUUUCUAACUUGUGUUUUGUCUUUGAACGUGAUUUGCUACAAGUGGAAUAAAGGCGUAAAAUCCCUUCCGGUGUGAUGCUUUCACUGCUUUUACUCUGAGAUGUUUGGCAGCUUCCUCUGUUUGUCCAGGAUAAUGGCAGAUUGAGAAACCCCCCCUGCUCUGGGAAAUGGAUUUAAUUUACCUGCAGACACAUUUGGCUUUGCGGGGAAGAUUUUUUUUUUAAUAUAUUUUAUGUUCCUCUUCAGGGACAAAUGGAAAGUGUCUGCCGGGUUUGUAUCUAAUCCUCAUUUGUAGUUAUGACUCAGGAGCCGAGCAGACACGUGUUAAUGUGUGUGACGAACCGAGGAGAGCAGUAAUCACAAGCCCACUCUCCCUGCUGGCUCCACUGCAAACACUUUAUCUGCCAAGUUGUGUACUUAAAUACGCAAACGAUAGUUUUCCCAAACCUACGAGGGUUUUUACAGAUACGAUUCUGAAUCUCUGAAGCAGAAAAACAUGAAAAAAAAAGAAAAA
Oryzias melastigma (Indian medaka) is the source of this 2005-nucleotide messenger RNA. Its product is annotated as G-protein coupled receptor 6. Gene Ontology annotation, biological process: G protein-coupled receptor signaling pathway. Gene Ontology annotation, molecular function: sphingosine-1-phosphate receptor activity. NCBI's taxonomy places the organism in Eukaryota, Metazoa, Chordata, Actinopteri, Beloniformes, Adrianichthyidae. Bases 169 to 1176 code for a protein of 335 amino acids. The record is from RefSeq and is a predicted model, not a curated record. The transcript is spliced from 2 exons. Gene Ontology annotation, cellular component: membrane.